Durio zibethinus is the source of this 1324-nucleotide messenger RNA. RefSeq names its product putative F-box protein PP2-B12. Lineage: Eukaryota; Viridiplantae; Streptophyta; Magnoliopsida; Malvales; Malvaceae. The record is from RefSeq and is a predicted model, not a curated record. Gene Ontology annotation, molecular function: protein binding.
GACCUGUAAUACUAUAAAAGAAGUGAUUACAAGAAAGUGAAGAGAGAACAGGUGAAAUCCCAUUUUUCCUUAUAUAAUGUCUGAUCCAAAAUUUAGAAGAACAAUGGAUUUUACAAAGUUGUUGCCCGAAGAGUGCAUGUGUCUGAUCAUAUCAUUGACUUCGCCUCGAGACGCAUGUCGAUCGGCCCUGGUUUCUCCUGCCUUGAGACCAGUUGCAGACUCUGAUGAUGUGUGGGAGAGGUUUCUGCCUUGUGAUUAUCAGGAAAUCAUUUCAAGAUACUCAUCUACGUCAUUGCUUUCAUGGGCAAAGAAGCGUCUUUAUUUUCAUCUCUCCUUUCAUCCCAUUCUGAUUGAAAAUGGUACCAUGAGCUUUCAAUUGGAGAAAGAGACUGGGAAAAAAUGCUAUAUGCUAGGAGCAAGAGCACUGUCAAUUAUAUGGGGAGAUACACCUCAGUAUUGGACAUGGACAUCUCUCCCAGAAUCUAGGUUCUCUGAAGUUGCUGAGCUCAGGAUAGUGUGGUGGCUGGAUGUGAAGGGAAGGAUUGAGACCAGAAAUUUAUCUUCCGGAACAAACUAUGCGGCAUACCUUGUGUUUAAGCUUAAUGGGAGUAGAUAUGGGUUUAGAGAGAGAACAGUAGGUUUGCAUGUGAACGUGGGAGAAACCGCAUCAGGGGAAGUGAGGAGUGUGUUUCUAGACCAUCCACAGAAUGAUCCCCAACAAGCUCAAGAGAGAGGAGAUGGGUGGAUGGAGAUUGAAACGGGUGAGUUUUUCAAUGAAUGUGGAGAUGAUGGGUUUCUAGACCAUCCACAGAAUGAUCCCCAACAAACUCAAGAGAGAGGAGAUGGGUGGAUGGAGAUUGAAACGGGUGAGUUUUUCAAUGAAUGUGGAGAUGAUGGGUUUCUAGACCAUCCACAGAAUGAUCCCCAACAAGCUCAAAAGAGAGGAGAUGGGUGGAUGGAGAUUGAAAUGGGUGAGUUUUUCAAUGAAUGUGGAGAUGAUGGGACAGUGGAGUUUUGCCUUCGGGAGAUCGACUGUAAUUACGAUAAGCGUGGCCUCAUUAUUGAAGGAAUUGAGGUGAGGCCUAAAAAUAUUGGAAGGUAAUAUCAUCUUCUUCUUUCUAUUUGGUUCAACAUUCCUUUGCAGGAUUUGAAUAUUUAAUGUUUUGUAUUUGAGAAGAAAAAGUUAUGGCAUGCACUUUCCAAUAACUUUUAAAUAUUUUACCCCAAAGGCAGAUUGUGUUGUAAGUACUAUAUUUGUAAAGUUUAAUAUUGUGUAAACAUCCCCAAAGGCAGAUGAGCCAAUUACCAUAUCGGUUAUUGAGAA